UUACAGAAUAAAAAGUGGAUAGUGGUGCACGUGCCAAAGGAUGGCCCGGUCACGAUCUAGAUCUCCUAGGUGGAAGCACAGGUCUUUAUCACCACUACCUAGAAAUUUUGAAUACUACAAUCAAAGAAAUUCUCAUGAGCAUUAUGACUGUGACUAUAGAAAAGAUCUGAAAAGACCCAUUGCUUGGAGAAUGGACAAUGAGAAACAUGAACAGAGUAAACCAAGGAUUCUCCCUCGUGGAAAUCUGUAUUAUCGAUCUUAUGAACAUAGAUCACCUUCCCCAAACAUAAGAAACUCUUUAGAAAAUUUUUACACAUAUAAGCCUCACCGAGUAUAUUCACCUGGAAGAGGGGAUGGUAACAGAAGAUCUCAGUACAUGCCCACAUACUCAGAGAGUGUGCCCUACAUAGAUCAUGAGAGAAAUUGUUAUCCCCACAAAAUGCAAGGAGGGUAUGUUCCUGAUGAUCACAGAGUUAGGGGAAGUGGGCGAGGAGGGAAACCACCUGAGAGGUCAGUAGCAGAUUCCUUCAGAUUUGAAGAAAAGUGGCAUGAAGAUGAGUUGAGACACCAGAGGAUACAAGAAGAAAGAUAUUCUCAGUCACCUAGAAGAGGCUCAGAAGACUUUGACACAAGGAGCUCUUUUCAGAAGAGGUAUCCUGAGGAGCGUGAUUUCAGAAAAUAUGGACACACAUCAAAAAGACCUAACGAUGUGGUGAGGUAUGAAAACAGAGAGCCUGCCAGGAUCCCAAAAUGGAAGCCCGAGCAUUCUCUUCCACCUUACCAAGAGAAGACAGAUCAGUGGAACUUUGGACUUCAAACUCACCGAUAUGCUGAGAGGGAAUACCCAGAGACCAGUUCAGCAACCAAAGUAUCCUUCGAUUAUCGCCACAGACAUCAUAAGCUUUCAGAUAGUGAUCAAGACUUUUCUGAUGGAAGAAUCCAGAAGUACUCAAAAGAAGAAGAUAGAAAAUACAGUUCUCAAAAAGGCUCUGUAAAUAGAGAGUCUGACUGUUUUAAUGCUGGAAGAGGGAGAGAAACUGAAGAUGAACAAGUCAAAGAACCUUUUAAGCCAUCUAAGAAAGACUAUGAUGCUUAUGCUAAUUUAAAUAAAAAUGAAUUUGAUUUGAAGCCCUAUAAUGACAAACAGAAGAAAAACAUAAAGAAAGGAGAGGAUUGCAGAAAAGAGAGCAACUUUGCUGGUAACCAACUUGGUACAAGUCAAAAACCUUCUGAUGUGAAACCCUCAUUUGUUGAUCUUAAGAAGAAAUUGCUUACAAUUAAAAUAGAUAUGAAGGAAACAGACACAUUCAGGAAAAUUGAGACCUUUCAUCCAGUGUUUGAACAUCUUGACUCAACUCAGAAUGCUGAACACAAAACUAUACGAGAAUUUGCUCAGGAAAUCAUAACAAUAAUCCAUCAAGUUAAAGCAAAUUAUUUUCCAUCGCCUGACAUCACUCUACAUGAGCGUUUCUCAAAAAUGCAAAAGACACAUAAUACAGAUGUAAAUGAAACUAAAUUGAAUUCAGAUCCAGAAAUUCACAGGAGAAUAGAUAUGUCUUUGGCUGAUCUUCAAAGUAAACAGACUGUGGUAUAUGAAUCAGAUCAG
Messenger RNA from Castor canadensis (American beaver), 1606 nucleotides. The record is from RefSeq and is a predicted model, not a curated record. Lineage: Eukaryota; Metazoa; Chordata; Mammalia; Rodentia; Castoridae.